AUACGGUGUGAAAUAAUAAACAAGCUUCUUCUUCCCUAUCUCUCUCUCAAUUCUUCUCUCGGAUGAAUUCCCUGGAUUGAAUUGUUCAUAUUCUUCGAAAUAUCUCAUUUCCUAGAAUAUUCUCCUUGAUUUUUGGUAUCAAUUGGUAUCAGAGCUUACGAUUCUUGGCCAAGAUGACGAGAACUAGAGCUUCUGAAGCAGUAAAUGACGAAUCUAAAGACAAAUUGGCACAAAUCCAGCUUCAACUGCAGAAGUUAAUGGAAGGAUUGACGCUCAUCAACGAUCGAAGCUCACAGACGGAUCAGGAACUGGGCAAACUCAAGGAAAUUCUGAAGAAAAUGGAAUCAAAGGACAAGGAUGGGGAUGGUGAAUCGUCUCAUAUGAACAGAAGACACGAUGGUUCACAUCAUGGUUCCACUUCUGGUAAUUCACUUACACGGUUCUCUAGAUUGGAUUUCCCAAAGUUUUCUGGUCAGGAGCUUAGGGCUUGGCUCUAUAAGGUGGAACAAAUAUUUGCCAUGGAUGAUGUUCCACCUGACCAGAGGGUAAAGAUUGCUGCCAUCCACUUAGAAGGAGAAGCCAUUGCUUGGCAUAGAUCAUAUAUGCGUGAUGUGAAUAUCAAUAAUUACAGUUGGACAGAAUAUGCAUUGGCUCUUAAUGAGAGAUUUGGUGAAACCUUUGAGGAUCCAAUGGAGGAACUGAAAAACUUAGUUAAAAAAGGAACAGUUAGGGAAUAUCAAGCAUCCUUUGAUAGGCUUAUGACUAUUGUUAAUCUGUCCAAUGAGAAUGCAAUCAGUUGUUUCAUUGGAGGAUUAAAAACUGAAUUGAACAAGGCAGUAAGAAUGCAUGCUCCAAAAACUCUGAUGCAAGCUUAUAAAAUUGCGAGGUUGCAAGAGGAGAAGGCCCAUACAGAUUUUCAAAUAGCAAGGAUCACAAAAUUGAUGGCUUGUGAUUUCACCAUUGAGUACAAAAAGGGGUCUGAGAAUAAAGCUGCUGAUGCUCUAUCAAGGAAGCCUGGAGCCGAGUUGUUGGCCAUUUCUCUUAUUCCACAAGACUCAACUCUCCUUGAUCAAAUUAAAGCUUCAUGGCAGACAGACACCUCCUUACAGGAACUUAUUUCUAAACUCCAACAACAGCCUCACAAAUUUUUUACUUGGAUUAAUGAGCAACUCAGAUGGAAGGGUAGGUUGGUGGUGGGAAAUAACCCACAACUGAGGAAUGCUAUUAUUGACUUAUGGCACAGUACAACUCAAGGAGGACAUUCCGGAAUGGAUGCUACAAUUAAAAGCGGGGGUGCUGCUGGAAGACCCAAACCCUCGACUGGAACAUCCUCCAUGGCCAGAGACUCCCCCUCGGCCAUAACCUUUUCCCAAGGGGUAGCCGUGCAACUGUUAACAACAGUCUUUGGAGUGACCAUCUUUGCCCCAAUGAGUGAAAGAGUAAAGGGGAGGGUCUCCACAACCCGUAGGGGCAAUAGGCCAUUGCAUGGUGAAGGCGACUGCAUCGGUUCGAUCGUCGUCCCUCCCGCGAACAAUGUUCUUGUGACAUUCUUCUUGGACAAUCAAAGCAUAAGCCUGGUGAAUAUUAGGAACGGGUUUGGUAGCAAUGAGUUGGGAACGAAUAUGGCCAAAUUGUUCGUCGUCGAGGCGAAGUAAAAGGUGAUAAGUUUUCUCUUGUUCUUCUCGAGCUCGAAUGAGUACGGCAGCCUCACAGCAACAGCCGCACGUAGGGUCGACGAAUCCAUAGAUCUUGUUCCAAAGUGUCACAAAUUGGUUGUCCACCACGGUUUGUCCCUUUUGCCGGAGAGAUUGAAGUUUGGAUUUUAAUUGAUGAACACGAGGGCCGUUAGACCCCCCAUAGCGGCUUUUCAGAUCUAACCACAAUUCGUGAGCCACUUUGUGAGAAAUAAUGGAUGGUAGUAUGU
Cuscuta campestris is the source of this 1924-nucleotide messenger RNA. NCBI's taxonomy places the organism in Eukaryota, Viridiplantae, Streptophyta, Magnoliopsida, Solanales, Convolvulaceae. The record is from the annotation of a GenBank genome assembly.